Pristis pectinata (smalltooth sawfish) is the source of this 5144-nucleotide messenger RNA. RefSeq names its product multimerin-1-like. Gene Ontology annotation, molecular function: protein binding; extracellular matrix constituent conferring elasticity. The record is from RefSeq and is a predicted model, not a curated record. NCBI's taxonomy places the organism in Eukaryota, Metazoa, Chordata, Chondrichthyes, Rhinopristiformes, Pristidae. The transcript is spliced from 8 exons. Bases 2 to 3424 code for a protein of 1140 amino acids.
GAUGGCUGUUACACCGGGAAGGACAGUGAUUUCCAUCUCAGUAGGAAUGCGAAGCCUCGUUGUUUUUGUGUUAGUUUUCACCCUUUCAAAAGUUUAUUGUGUGGUUCCUGAUGCAAAUUCCAGUGCCAAGAAGACAGCUGGGAAUGGAAACAACGUCUUCACAGCAGAGCAAGGAAGAAAGCUUCAGACUGGGCUCAGAGAGGCGACGAUUGGGAAUUCAUCUUCUAACAAUCUGCCUGUUGCUAACAGAUAUCCUCGGCAGGUGGAUUACAUCAUGGGAGGAGUGAAUAAACUCAGCAAUAGACAGAAACGUUCUUCCUACAGCAGGGUUGGAAGCAGCAAACCAACCUUUGAAACAGCCAGGGGAAAAAACUGGUGUGCUUAUGUUCAUACAAGACUCUCGCCUACUGUGACAAUAGAAAACGUGCAGAGUCAAGUAUUGCUGACAUCAAAGUCAUGCGUCUUGAAAAUGGGGAACUGCCAGCCCAGAUAUCAGAUCCGGAACCAACCGGUAUACAGGAUGAAGCACAAAAUAGUGACAUCAUUGAACUGGAAAUGCUGCCCUGGAUAUAUCGGAGCUGACUGCCAGCCAAAAGAUUAUUUGAAGAGACAAGCAGAGGAGAACCAAGCUGAGAGUCAAAGAACUGGAGCUGAUCUCCCCAAGGAUCCUCAACGCCACUAUGAUCCAGCAUUAGCAGCAAAAUUCAACGACAAGCUGUAUAAUCAGGAAAUUAAACUGGGUCUUCUGCAAAAGAAGGUUGUAAACAUUUCUGCCUACAUGAAUGAUGUGUGGAGUCUACUGUACUCUCUGGAGGGCAAGAUAGAUGAAGAUAAUGGGAAAGAUCUUCAGUCAACCUUUAAAGGGACCAAGUCGAGAGGGAUUCAGGAGCUGGUGAAAGAACUGGUAUCACAACAGGUUCGUUCCUUUCAGGGGAACAUGGAGGAGAUGGUAGCUCAGCUGUACAAAACCAUCUCCAGUAUAAAUGAGGAACUUCAAAGCACGAAAGAAACCAUCCAGCAGUUAAAUCGAACCAUUCUGUCAUUAUCAGGGAGUCUCCACUCCACAACAGUGGAGCAAGAUCCAGCACCUCCCUCAGAACUCCAUGAAAUUCGGGAGCAAAUGGAAGUGCUCAGAGCUGAUGUGUCACUGGCUUGCCACAACACAUCACAGCAGCUAACCAAAAAGCACAAAUCUCUUCAAAGGCAAUUGGAAGAGGAACGCGAGAGAACUGGUGCUCUCCUGGAAGUCAUUAACCAAACCUUUUCAUUGGCAAGAGAGACCCAGGAGCUGCAGUUGUCCAGCCAGGUGCUCCAAGAUGUCCCUGAGCAAGAAGGAACCCAGACAGACGGUAUGCUACAAAGGUAUUUGUCCAAUGUCUCAGCAAUUAUGAAAAUGCACGGCCGUUGGAUAUUGCAAUUGAACAGUGAAGUGAAGGCCCAUGAGCUACAGCUCUUAAACUUAACAUCAGCAAGCAGCCAGAAGGAAAUGGAGAUCAGAACUUGCCAAGUAAUGGUUGAAGAAUGCAAGAUCACCCUGGGUUCCAGGUUGCACCAAGUGGAGAAUGAAAUACUCAACUUAAACAAGACAUUCUCUGAUACCUUCACCCCGUUAGGGGACAUUCUUGAGACAAUUGAUGAGAGGGUUAGCAAUCUAUCAUAUGACUUUGAAAUCUUCCAACAACUCGUUGAAGAUCAAGGGCGGCCUCUCGAGAGCAGCAGAGCUGACUCUGGGCACAUACGAAGACAGGAUCUCACUGAACGUUUGGACAAUCUCAGUUCUAAGGUGGCAAGCCUCAGUGUGUUUGUCAAAAGCACCGUGGGAGCUCAGUUAAUCAGGAACCAAAGCCAAGCUGAAGAAGAGUCAUUUAGAGGGCUUCUGGCUGAAUGCCGCCUUGAAAUUGAGGAUAGUUUGAAUGAUACAAUGACUGUCAUUAAUAAUGCAGUGGAUUCAAUGAGAGAUGAUUACUAUAUCUUGAAACAUAAUGUCACUGAUCUGAGGAGAUAUACUUUGGAACUGUUUCGUGAGAGCACCAUAAAGCACAACUAUGAGUUAACACUAUUCCCACAAAUUGCACAGCUGAAUGAGUCCUUUAAGGUCCUUGUGGCUGAUGUUGUGAGACACAAGAAUGCUUUGGAAAUGAUAGGUGUCCUUCAGGGUCUAAAAAAGACUGAGGUAAUUAUACCUCCAAUCCUAAUGAAUGUGUCUCAGUUGUUAAACAAAACUGCAACCAGCAUUGAGGAUUUCCAACAGAGGAUUCACCUUCUGGAGGAAACUGCUCUUUCUUCCUCUUCAGACACCAAAGAUUACCAAUCUCGCAUUCUGGCCCUUGAAUCUCAACUGAGCUCCGUGCUGGCAAACUCUAAAUCAUUACCAAAGAUCAAGUCCAAAUUGACGCAGGGAGCUAAGAUCCAGGCCGCACCUCCUAAGUAUCAGGAGCUGAGCCGCAAAGUGUCGGGACUGCAGCUCAAGUGGACUAAUCUGAACGACAGGGUCUCCCGCAUGAAGGAGGAGUCGGACCAAACCCAUGGAUUGUGCCAGAACUUAUCAUUGCUGCUCACGCAUGUCAACACCAGCGUCCCUCGGGUUACCAUGCCAACGGCAAAUCUAAACAUCACAGCCCUUCAGCAGGACCUCAGAGAGUUCGUGCAGACCACCAGUUGGGCCACAGCUGAGCUCUUCUUCACCAAUAUCACCAUGUUCAUGGACAGGGCCAUUUCUAAUGUUGUCAGGAACAUUACAAAGAUCCAGAAACAAGUUAAGCAGUUGUACAAGAGGCCAAAAGUUGUCAACAAAACCAAUUUCACUGUCAGUUCUGGAAGAAGCCAAAGAUAUGCUGACAAAGUCACUGAUCCAGUGGAGUCCGUAAGCUGCGACAGUGCCCCAUGCCAGAAUGGUGGGACGUGUAUUAAUCAAAGAAAAGGCUUUGUGUGUGUCUGUUGUCCUCCAUUUGGUGGUCCCAGCUGUGACAUUAAACUGCUGGAUGCAAAUGCCUUGAAGACAGAUUUCUCAAGAGGAUCAUACAGGUACGCUCCGAUGGUGGCAUUCUUUGUAGCACACACCUAUGCGAUGAAUACUUCUGGCCCAAUCAGAUUUAAUCAUCUCUACGUCAAUUAUGGUGCUUCCUAUGCACCCGGGAGUGGGAAGUUUUCAAUUCCGUUCCUUGGUGUGUAUGUCUUUAAGUACACCAUCGAGUCCUUCAGCUCACACUUGUCUGGCUUCCUGGUGGUCGAUGGAGUGGAUAAACUGGCCUUUCAAUAUGAAGGUACGGACAACAGUGUCCCCGGCAGCAGAACUGUCACUGGUGACGCAGUGCUGGAACUUAACUACGGGCAAAGUGUUUGGCUGAGAUUGACAUCGGGCUCGAUUCCAGAAAAGUUUCCACCUGUGACAACAUUUGGUGGCUAUCUAUUGUAUCGCACAUAAGACAAAAUAAUAGCACACACAUAUAAUAUUUGAAGUCAGCAAUAAAGUAAUCCCACAGGGCAUAUUAUGCAACAGCACUACUAAACUUAUAUGCUUAACAUACACCAUUCUGUUGGAAUGGAAGUGAAAUCUACUGCUAACUUUAGAUGUUCAUGUUUUGCUUUGUGUUCUCCUGAAUUAAAAUUGAUGGGAGUCAAAAACUAAAUGAGUAUUGAAGCAUUACACCAGUUCUCCAAAUUUCAGAAAUAAAUGACAACACUUUUAUUUCCUGUUGUGUGUGAUUGCACACCAGUUGACAGAUUUGAAAUAAUAUUCAAAUUAACACAACAGAGAGUUUCAUUCAGCACAGUAAGUCUUACAAUGGUUGUAGGUUGAAUUUGCCUUCACAGGUUCAGUUUGAUUGAAGUCAUUUAUCCACUUUAAGUAAUCUUAAAAGCAUCUGUCUGAUUUUCAGUAUGACUAAAUAUAAUAAUUAUACUUAAAGUGUAAUUAUAGCCUGUAUUUGUUUAUGUUUAAGUAUAAUGAAGGAAAAUGCAUGAAUUAUCAAACAAAAACACUUCAACAUAAUGCUUCUCAUACUUGUAAAGUACUUGUGAUCAACAAGUGAGAGAUCUUCAUCUAUCCUGUGUUUGGGAUCCUUGGUGAGUGUCUGUAAGUUGGCCAUCCUCAUUGCUUCAGCAAUCUAUUUGUCGAUAGACAAACUAAAGAUAAGACAAGCAAGAGAAUUUUUUUUUGAUAUGAAGAGAGUCAAGGAAUAAGGCAUGAGUGCAGGAAAGUGGCGCUGUGGAAAGAUCUGCUGUGAUAGAACCAGCACAAGUGAGCUGAAUGGCCUGUUGCUGCUUCUCUUUCUCACGUUCUUAUGGACCCAAGACCUAAGUCCCAAGGGGCCUGGGAAUUUUGGUAAAUUGAUGGACUUUUAGAUCAAAUCUAGAGCAAACCCAAAUAUAGACGAUGAACAAAGUAUAGUUCAUGAAUGUAAAGCAUACUGAUGGCCAACUCCUGUAAAAUACAUGCAAUAUUUCAAUCUGUAAUCAGUCCAUGGACAGCAACCUUAGUGGUGUGAUCUCAAAUGAUAUGAUAGAUUUAUGUUCUGGAUAUAAUUGAAUGGAGGUGGUAGGCUAUCAAAGAAUGGUUUGAAAUUGCCUACACAAAUGUAGAUGUAAUAUAUAGGAUCAUAGAACUAGUUUUUAGAUGACUUUCUGAAAGAAAAAGCAUGAAUUUGGUCAUGAAAGGAUCAAUUGUGUCAGGGAAUUCGUGCAAGUAAUACUCAAGAUGUAUUUUCUGAAUUGACUGAUGACUCAGCAAAGCAUCAGCCACUGACUGGGUGAUAGGAACAAAAAUCACCAGAGUUCAGAGAAAAAUCACAUAGAACUGCUGGAGACAUUCAGUACAGAUUGGGUGGUGGCAAGAAAUGGGUGUAAGCCCCUCUUUUUAUAACCUGCCCAAAUUUCUUCUCAAUUGUCUUCAAGACAAAUCUAUAUCAGUUUGGGCUUUAAUUGGAAAGGCCAACAAAAAGCUAACAGAAGACAUUGAGCUUCAGGAGUUGGCUAGGAGUUGGGGAUUGCCAGAAUUGAGGGCUGCUCCACUGAAGUUGUUGGGUGGAGUGGAGUGGGCUUUAGUGUGCCCCUGGUAGUGUUGCUCCACCUUGUCAACACACAGUACAAACCUCAGGUGACAACUGGCAAAGACGUUCCAUACCCCUAGAGCACUCCAUUUCGUA